ACCUGGCAGCCAAUCAAUAUGAUGGCCUCGGUGGUUGUCGGGGGCAACCGGAAGAAGUCUCUCACAUUGAAAGGCGUGGACCCGGAAACCUGCAUGAUCGUGUUUAAGAACCACUGGGCACAGGUGGUGAAGAUCCUGGAGAAGCACGAGCCGGGUCGUGGUGCGCUGAGUUUCCUCUCUGGUUAUGCCAGCAGCAGCAGUGGCGGCUCUGGAGCGUUACGCCUCGGCCCCAUCCCGGCAGACGAAGCCAGCGCCGUCCAGAACUACGUGGAACACAUGCUCUUCCUGUUGAUGGAGGAAGAGGCAGGACAAGGAGGAGCGAUGGGUCCCAUCCUGGAGUUUGUGGUUCUGGAGAGUGUGAUGGAGAGGCUGUUUCUGUGGAGCCUGAGGAGACAGUUCACUGAGGACAUGAAGCUGGAGCAGCUCAGGAUGUACCAGAUGCUUCUGUCUCAGGCCAGACAGCCUCUGCUGCACCACAAACCUGUUCUACGGCCGCUCAUGAUGCUGCUGGCCUCGUGUGCUGGAGCAGGAACCGACAGCGGCGGGGUGGUGGAGGCGGAGCUGGUCCUCCUGUUGAACCAGCUGUGCGUGGCUCUGGUCAAAGAUCCGUCAGUGCUGGAACUGUUCUUCCACACCAGUGAGGACCAGGGAGCCGCCAACUUCCUCCUCUUCUCCCUGCUCAUACCAUAUACACACAGACAGGGUUUGGUUGGGCAGCAGGCCAGAGACGCUCUGCUGCUCAUCAUGUCUCUGUCGGCCUCUGAGCCUCGAGUCGCCCAGCACAUCAGCGAGAACACAUACUUCUGUCCUGUGCUGGCCACAGGUCUCUCGGGUCUGUACUCGUCUCUUCCUGCCCGUCUGCAGGUUUACAGCGAAGACUGGCACAGUCUGGACCAGGCCGACUGGCAGCAGGUUCCAGCUCUUGUCCACUUCCUGCACUCACUGGACUUCUGCAGUGCUGUUACCAAGGUGGCUCAUCCCUCCAUCCGGUCUCAGCUGCUGGGUUACAUCUACAACGGCUUCUUGGUUCCUGUUCUGGCUCCUGCUCUGCACAAGCUGACGGUGGAGGAGGUGAUGACCACCACAGCGUACCUGGAUCUGUUCCUGCGCUCCAUCUCUGAGCCCGCCCUCCUCCAGACCUUCCUGUCCUUCAUCCUGCUGCACACGCACGACAACGUGCACAUACUGGACACACUGGUCAGCAGGGUCAACACACCUUUUCAGCUGGGUACGGUGUCGCUGGCUCUGUUCAGGACUCUGAUUGGUCUGUUCUGUGAAGACGUCAUGCUGCAGCUGGUGUUCAGGUAUCUGAUUCCCUGCAGCCACCUGAGCAGGAAGCAGCGCUCCUCCCUGAAGCAGAGAGACUGUUACUCCUCCGGUGCUGCCUCCUUCCUGCUCCUCAUGCCCUCCUGGUGCCCCGUGUACCUCCACAACACAAACGCAAACACACACUCGGAGCACAUCCACUGGCCCAAAGGAGCAGAUCUGUCAGUAUCCGACAGUGUUGGUUACUGCCGAGGUUCAGACUUUCUGAUGGACGUCAACUACCUCCACUACCUUAGGGACGCCCACCAGGCCAUUUCCACGUCCCACAGGGCAUGUCGGCUCUGGUCGGCCCCGUACGACGGGAUCAACCCUUCGCCUGACGAAUACCGAUCUGACACACCAGAGGACGACUUAGAAGAUGAGGACGAAAUCAUUCAGCGAGUCAAGAGUGACUCCAUCUGCUCUUUGGCCGUCACUCCUCCCCCCUCGGCCCUCUCCCCCACCCCCUCCUCCUCAGAUACCGUCUCCAUGGGAAACCAGGCAGGAAGAGCCAGUUCUGCCCUGGAGCUGGAGUGGGAUGACAUUUUUGCAGACGACGAUCUGUCUUCAUCCUCGCUGAUAAACACAGGGUUAGCAAAUGGCAGUGGGACUGUGGGUACAUCUCCCACAGUCCCGCCUCCUCCUCUACCUCCUCAACACAUCCAGGAAAUGCGACGCAGUGCGAUCAAGUUGGUGCACGGCUCGUAUGUAGAGGAAUCUGAGUUUGAGGACGAUGUCCUGGUCUAUGAUCUAGUCGCCCAGAAAGACACAAAGGCGGCCAUUUUGGAGCGAGUCAUGGCAGCGAAUCGACGGGCACGUGGAAGCAUCUCAAACUGCCAGCGAGCAUCGAUGGCACUGACGACAACAACAACGAUAACAACAAUGUUAGCGACAACAGGGAGGACGGUCAUAGAAACAGUUAACAGUAUCAUGUCGGCAAGGAGGAGGAGCGAGGAAGGAGCGAAGGAGGAAAGAAGAAGGAGUGAAGAUUAUGGGAAGGAGGUGAGGAGAAGGAGUGAGGACUGUGGAAAGGAGACAGGGAGAAGGAGGGAGGAAGAAGUUGAGACAAACAAGACAGAUGUACAAGGAGAGCCGAAGGGACAUCAAGUCAUCAUCAAUGGUUUCAAUGCAAAGAAUCACAUCAUCGAAGAAUGUGAUGAUGCUGAUGAAGAUGCCCAGGUGAAGAUGCUCAGCUGCAACCUCAAUCACAAGCACACAACACACCAACAGCAUAUACACAACAACACACAACAUCCCACGCCGCGUUUAGUGACAAACACUUUACCCAACGGCCAUUAUGAAUCUGAACCACAUCACCCUUUGGUUUCUGACACCAAAGCCAAGUCUCCAGAGCUGCCUCAUGACAAAGUCUCUGAUAACGACGACUUCCUGUCCCAGUACCAUGAACUCAUGCUCUCUGUCGGGGUGGAUCCAGACUGUGACGACAUCACAGAUGACAUCAGCACAUUUAGGAAGCGGAUCGUGGCGCUGAGGCAAAAACUGGAGGAGGAGGAAGAGGGGCUCAGCGAAGAAUUAGGUUUUAGCACCGCGUGGGAUGUCGGAGAGGUGGAGGGAGAGGAGGAGGUGAUGGAUGAGAAAGAGGAGGAGGAGAUGAGGAGCAGCAGUAAGAAGGACAGCAGGAGGCAUGGAGUUCCAUUUACAGGUCCGUUCAUCAGCGUCCUGUUGUCCCGGCUCGAGAACCUUCUAGAAAACUCCAUCGCUGUAAACCUGCUGGUGACGGGCAUCCUGGCCCAGCUGGCGUCGUACCCACAACCUCUGCUGAGAUACUUCCUGCUCAGCACAGACACAACACAACACCAGCCCAACCUACGCACACUGUAUCAGGUGUUGGUGUCGGUGCAUGCUCAGAUUGAGCGCUACGUGGCAGCCAGACCAGACUAUCCAGCCCUGGUGACCCAGGCCUGGAGGUUCCUGUUGGCUAAAGACCAGGACAGCAAGUUUAGAGAGAGCCUCCAGUCUCAGGGCGGCAACAUCAUCCUGGACCCGUCUCUUCCUAAUGGAUCUGUGAGGAACGCUCUGGCUUUGCCUCCUCUCAGCGUCCUGCCGUCCUGCCCUCCGAUCCCCCCCCAGUCCAAGAGCCGGGUGUUCGCCAUCGUCCUGUACGCCGAGUUCCUCAAGGAGCUGGCCGCCAUCGCCCAGGAGCACAGCAUCGCACUGGACUGUUCUGCCGAGGAAUAAUGGGAGUGUUGCCACCGAUGUGCCUGUGAGCAAGGCACGUCCGAAAGCUGCUAAACGGCCACGAGCAGAAGACUGAGGGAUCGUAAAGGUCCUAAACAUACAAGCACAAAACACACAGAUGAGAUUACUUCUCAAAGGGCAAUGCAACAUGUGAGUAAAUUAUAUUGUUUUUAUGCACGCACACACGCACACGCACACGCACACACGCACACACACUCUGUUCAUGCAUCCUGGCAGCACUUGAAUAUUUUGAUGUUUUCCCCACGAGCUUUGAUAUUUAUGGCAGUGAAAAUGAUCUGCUGGAGAUUAUUUUGAAGAUGAAUCAUUUUCAGUUUUCUAAAUAUUUAUGGGAUCAGUGCAGAUAGUUUUCCUCACUGUUUUUCUUAAUAAUAUAAAAGACAGAGGCUUCACUUGUCUGUUAUUUCUCAUUGCUGCAGCUGAAAUGAUGGAACUGAGCUUGUUUUCCUGAUGUGUCUUUUAUAUGCACAAACACAAACACCCUCACAGAGUAACGACAGAGCCUUAUUUCAACUGACAAUGAGAUUUUAGUGCAUUAAACAGAGAUGCAAACAUGAAAUUAAGAUGCAAAUAUCAGACCUGGGUUUAUCUCAUUUGCACGUGUAUCACUGUGUUGUGUUGUUUUUAAUGUAAACUGUGUGAUUUUUUAUGAACAAAAUUUCUUUUCUUUAUUUUUGCCCUUUUCCGCCUGAAAAAGUGACAUUAUCUGCUGUUCACCCGAAGCUGCUCAGCUCUCGGCUCAGCCCGCUGAGUGGCGAUACUGCCACUCGCUGGUGAACUGCUGUUAUGACACUUUUCUUCGUCUCAUCUUUCCUUUUGGAAAAAAAUAUUGCCAAUGUGAUGUGAAAAUAAUCUGAUUCUGAUGAUCAGAUUUUCAGAAGGCCAUAAAAUAUCCCACAGGUUGUUCAUGCUUUGUCUUUUUCUUUCUGACUGUUCACAUGUCUUUAUUAUUUUUCAUUAUUCAGUGCUUCACCAGGGUCUUUAAUGUAUUUGGAGGCGUCCCUGGUCUAAAAGUGCCAUGAAACAAUGUUCAGCUACUAACUUUAUGCAACAGUCUGCAGCUAAAAUGCUGAUAUCAUAUCACGUCAUCAUAUUUAAGUUCGGCACAUCUGCAACCCCCUGGUCUGGGCUCUUCUGUGCGGAGUUUACAUGUUCUCCCUGUGCCUCUGUGGGUUUUCCCCUCCCACAUGUACAUUAGGUUAAUUGGCUACUCUAAAUUGCCCCUAGGUGUGAGUGUGUGUGUGUGGUUGUCUGUCUCUGUGUGUCAACCAUGUUGACCGGUUGCUGGGACAGGCUCCAGCUCCUCUGCGACCCUGUUCAGGCAGUACAGAAGAUGGAUGGAUAAUAAGAAUAAUAAAACAACAGCAUUUUCAAAAACUUCCUCAUUUUAGUUUUAGAUCCUAAAACUUCUGCACAGCACUGCAGACUGUACGUGACAGUCCCAAGCUUUCUGUGGUUAGCUAGUUCCUGUCAGGUGCUGUUAAUUUAAAUAUAUAUGAACACAGGGAUGAGAGAGACACAGUGAGACACAAACAGUAGAGAGACAGUGGCAGCCUUCUGUCAGCUGGGAGGUGGUCUAAGUUUUUCAUCUGAAGAGAAAGACGAAGAGGACGAGGGGUGAUGAUGGUGAUGAUGAAGGGUUACCUGCUGAUGUUGGCUCUCGCUGCCACACUCAUCUUAUCAAGGGGAGAAGAUAACUAUGUUGAAAUGCAUUUCAACUUUUCAUUAUACGAAUUUGAGUACUACGACCUGUUCAACCUCUCCUCCUCAGUCAACACCAGCUCCAUCUCCUCCUCCUCCAAAGUUGACCUCAAUCUCCCCUGUCUGGUCUGUCUCCUCCUGGUUCUGUGCAUGCUGGCACAUUAAAGAGCAUUUUCUAUCACACUUGUUGUGAUGACGUUUUGUUGAACUGUGUAAUCAUGUAAACUUUUAGAAUCUGCUUCAUGAAACUGUACUGUAUUCCCCCUCAUUCGUUCUGAUUUUCUUGCCUGAUGUAUUGACACUGACUACACACAUGCAGAGGUGGAGAGCAGAUUUUACAUGUAAACACAGAAUCAACUUGUAAAACUAGAGGCUUCUGUGUAGAUUAAAACUAUCCACCUCGAGCAGCAGUGACUUUAAAAUGCUGCAUGUGUUGAUGCAUCAUUAGUUGCAUUCUAAGAUACCACCACUGACUACGUGUAAAGCAGGAUGUGAAAUACAGUGA
This is a messenger RNA of Toxotes jaculatrix (banded archerfish), 5728 nucleotides long. RefSeq names its product protein FAM160A1-like. The coding region runs from base 19 to 3504 and encodes 1161 amino acids. The transcript is spliced from 18 exons. The record is from RefSeq and is a predicted model, not a curated record. NCBI's taxonomy places the organism in Eukaryota, Metazoa, Chordata, Actinopteri, Toxotidae.